AUUGGACUCAUCAUCCCUCUUUAGUACUUGUUUGUUAGUUUAAGUAAUGUUGCAUGAAGCAGCAUUAUUGUAGCUAAGGUUACCUGCAGUUUAAUACACCCUGUGCAUUGAUUUAUAAACCUUUUAAGUAGACAUUUUCCAGCCAAUGAGAAAUGUUGAUAAUAGCAGAUACACAUACAGUGACUACAUACUUCAAAUACAGUGCAAAUAUAAACACAAAUUACUAAGCUGAGAUGGCAUAUGAAUGGCAGAAAAACAUUGCUCAUUGAAUUUUCUCAGUUUUUCAGAAACACAUGCGCGUCUGCCUUGAGAAACUUAAAUAUGGCAAACGAAGGGCUCUUAGGAUGAUUCAUAACUGCAGUAGUAUCUCAUGCUGGGUUCCACUUUCAUGCCAGCAGUCAUAGUACGAGUGUGGGCGUCAGUUUCAACCAAAUCGUGAAGAUCUUAAUAUCAAAUGCACAUUCAGCUUCCUUAGAGCACAUGGGGAAACAUUGACUUUAUGUAUGUUUUGUGGGUUUUUGUGUCAUUUUGAAAACAAAACACAUAUAAUGGAGGAUUUGACCACUCAAAUCUUCAAAGUAUCAUUUUUACUGCACAAAAUAUGUGCACUUAUUAAUUUUACCCGAACAGAUCAAGAUGUAUAAGACAUCUACUUACAACUUUGAAAACCUACAAAGAGAAACAAAUGUUUUACAACAGUUAUUAAUACUUUUUUGUAACCAUAUUAGUUUUUAAUUAAGUUUUACAUUACUAAUAGUGAUAUACAGAGAUGCACUGACUAUAAAGAAACAAUGGAGGCAACAAGUAAGUGGUAGGAGUAUAAGUCAAGGAACAAGCUUAAUCCUGAUAGCAGACAAGUAAUCAUAAUACAAGUUAUGGGAAGAAUAAUAAAAUGCUACUGAGGUCACAGCUGCAGGUGGUCCGGUUCCCUGAAGUACAUCAUUAAAGCAUCUGGAUAAAUGUAAUCUAUCGAAACUGUUAGGGACAUUUUCCAGAAGCAGACUUUAAAGAUUCUGUCACUUUUCCAGUGUUCGUGCAGUACAAAGUCUACUUACAAAGUCAAGACCUACAUAGACUUACAGUAAGAGACAGACAAGAAACAGUAAGAGACAUGCAGACACUGAAGUGUUUAAUGGCAGUAAAGGCUCAUGUGAGAGACAGGGGGAGACAGAGAAAGGAGAAUAGAGCCAAUACAAACCCCUCCUACCAGGAGGUGGAUCGUAGGAGGAGCGUUCAUAGCAGUCCACAGCGCACACAGCCUCUACUGUAGUGUAAGAGACGGAGGGAGAGAGGAAGGAAAACUUGUCAGAGCAGACAAAAGCGCAGUUUCUGACUGGAGUUUGUUUACCUCCUCUGGUGCUGUUUCCACUCAGACGAGGCGGAUUAUACAAGCAUUCCUCCCGGGGAAAGUUCAGCAACAACUCUGGGAUUAAUUUUACUUUUCACUUCUUUUUUUACUUUUACAAGUUAAUGUAUUGUUCACUUUGGACCAGUGGAUCCUAUUUGGACUUGCAUUGAUAUUAUUUAGACAUAUUUAUAAUACAGUGAAUUUGUCAUCGUGUUAUUUUCGGAGCCAGCGGUGAUGUCCCGCUACUGACAUGCCCCAUCCGUCCAGACCACCAAACCUGCCCGAUGGCUCGACCACAGUAACAGCAACACAGGGGAGCGGAGGAGACCAAACUCCCACCGGUGCCGCUGGACAGUCAGCUCAAACUUCCCGUUCAGACGACGGCGGCGAGCGGAACUUUGGCCACGCCGUCUCCUCCGGAGCAGGAGAGCCGGACUCGCCGCCCUGGUGCAGAACCAAAGCCACCUCGCCAAUCGACAACCUAUGCGUUUUUCAGACGAGGUCUAUAUUCCACCUUCCUCGCCGCGCCUCCAGUGGAUAUUUCUCCUCUGACGGCGACUCGCAGCCGAGCUCCCCGCUCUCCCCGAGGCCAGUGACGGCUGACAAAGCGACGCAGACUCCGAGCCCGACCGCCCAGGUGAUGAAUCACGCCCUACAGCGCAUGGCUGAGGCGCACGGCGGAGGAACGGGGGCACACCAGCAGCACGGACCGUUUCCCAGCCCCUCUAGCAUGCGGCAACGAAACGCAGCAGGGGACAUGCAGACGGAGGCAAUCGGACGGGAGCUCCGGCGCAUUGGAGAUGACUUCAAUAGACUGUUUCUGCUCAGGGGGAUGGCAGGUGGACAUAGACGGGUUGUGAUCCAUCCAAACCCGCUGCCGCACAUCCACCAGGAGCCCACUAUGCUGUUCUGCGUGGGCCUCCUGCUCCUCCUGAUUGGACGGAUAAUCUACUUGCAAGGCAGUACGAACAGCCAGGACCACUCUCAGGUUUAGCCUUUGGAAACCCCAGCAGACGUAGCAUUUUUCUUUAAUAAUGUAUCUGUGUUGGAUCUUCUUCUUUUUUGGGAGGGACUUCAUUUUGACCCUCCUUCCUACCUUUCCAUGCUUGAGGAAGGAAACUUUGGACUCAGUUUACCUUAGUUUCCAUGGAGAUGAUUUGUUAACACCUUUAAGGAACUCUAAAAUACCUGGAUUUUUUUCACUUCCGUUUUUCCUUCACAGUCUCUGAGCCUUUGCAGUGCUACCAAAGAGCCGAGAUGUUGCACUCCUUUCCAGCACAGAGGCGGUCAUGUCACCUAAACAUGCCUCUGUGUAAAUUCAAUUGUGCCUUGUACAGUUUCCUGUUUACUUUUUUUUUAGCUUCUUUUAAGGUGUUUUUUUUUUACUGUACAGAGAUGAUCAACUCUACAGACCCAGGGUUGUUAAAGUAUGUGGGUCCGAUCUGCAAUUCUUUACCCAUUUUUUUCCCUCGACGUCAGGGUCCAACAUGCAAAAGACUGACCUGUGUGGGAACCAACUGGGCCAGAGUAAUUCAUUUUCAUCCAGCAUUUUUAUCUAAACUACUGCACCAUUUAACGCUUUGUUACCAUGAAUUACGUGUCUGCUUUUGUGUACAUUGUAAGUUCAUAAGACUCGACUGAACACCAGUGUUUCUUGCCAUAUAAAUGAGUUUUAAACUAAUAACUUCAGUACUAAAUGACACAGAUAUUGACUUAAGAGAUCAUCAAAUGUCAUAGAGUAUGUGUGAUCCUCAGCAACAAAACACCUUGUUCUUACAGCAUUUGGGGUGUAAAAUACGUAAAUAUUCUGAUGUAAAGUCGUCAUCAGGAAACACAGAUCUUUUACUAGCAAAAUUAAUUCUGUGGUAGGGUAAGAAAAAUGAACUUUCACUGGAGAAAUUAAUCCUGUAUAAAUGCAGCUUCAUACUGCACGUGUCUGCAUUAAUGGUAAAAGUACAUUUUGUUUUGUACAACAUAUUUCAAUAUCCUGGGUCAAGUUUUAGCUUCAGUAGCUCCUGCUACAAGUUUGCUAAUAUGUAUUCAGGUAAUAUGUCAUCAGAAUUAUUAUCCCUUUUAUAGGUACUUUUAGGUCGAUGCACCAAUUCUGCAGCUUUUAAAAAAACAAAAACAGUGAGAACACAUUUCUUUGAAUUACCACCAGUUACCCUGAACAUCUACAGGCCUAUUAUAGAAAUGUCUAAUCUUGGAAUUUUUAAAAAUGUUUUUCAUGACCACUUCACAAUUUUUGAACUUACUGAACCUGCUCAGACAGAUUUUUACACUUAACCACUGGGACCAAUAAGAUGAUACUGUACCAGCCUUUGAGUAAUUGAUUCUUCUGUACAAGAAAACUUGUGUGUUUCUAUAACCACUAGGACAGGUCGAAUGGUGAAGACUCACAACUCUCAUUUCUCACUUAAAUCAUCAGAUUUCAGAAUCCUUUUUAAU
Molecule: messenger RNA, 3796 nt
Organism: Centropristis striata (black sea bass)
Lineage: Eukaryota; Metazoa; Chordata; Actinopteri; Perciformes; Serranidae
Product: bcl-2-like protein 11
Exons: 4
Coding region: 1599-2342 (247 amino acids)
Source: RefSeq, a predicted model, not a curated record